UAGAAUAAGUACGGUAGCUCUAGCUCUAUAGCUAGCUAUAGAUAAUUAUAUAAUUAUAAUUAUAUGCUGCAUCCGAUGCCAUGGUCAGAUGUACGUUGGAUCUGGAAGGCGUUAGGCACUGGAAAAAGAUAUGUGCAGGUUCAUUUUCAUCACUGUGUAGAUUGCUGACUCAUACAAUGAUACUGAAACUGCUGUUAUUCUCUGUUUUCUUGUCUGUCUGGGUCAGUGCUUGUGAAGGCUUACAACGGCCAUUACCUUCUGACUAUGAAAACGCUAUUUAUGUUGAUCCUGCAAGUCCAAACAGUACCAACAGUAGCCUGUGUUACACAUCUGCAGAGAAACACCCUUGUGCUGAUAUUAACUUUGCGCUGGCUUUUCCAGGAAGACGUUACUCAACACUGUUUGUGCUGAGUUCCUCCAAUAUUCAUUAUCUUGCUGACAGUGUGUCAAACAAUUUGUUUCGUGAUAGUACUCACAUUGCCUUUUAUGGACCCGAUAACAAUGGCACUGCUAUAGUGAACUGUAUGAAAGAUGCAGGUGUUGCUUUUGUAGGCUCCUCUGGGAUUACAAUCUAUGGUGUUACUUUUCGCUAUUGUGGGACAUGGAGAAAUAGUACAAGUGAAGACUUCAGAUCUCCAAUCUUUAAAUUGAAAUCUUUUCGGGUUAGUAUAUACUUUUACAAUUGCCGGAAUAUUCAAAUUGAAUGCGCAAAAGUUUUGAACAGUACCAAUGCAUUGGGUGUUGUUAUGUUCAGUACAGUUGGUGUAAACUACAUUGCAAACUCAAACUUUGACUUCAAUGGUAUUAGCUGGAACAACUCCAUUGAUUCGGGUGGUGGUGGAUUUGCCGUUGAGUUCAACUAUUGUAAACCUGGAGAUGAUAAAUGCGACAGUGACAAUCAUCAGAUUGAGAAUAUCAGUCACUCUCUAUACUCUUUUGAAAAUUGCACAUUUAAUAACAAUCGUGGCGUUGACCAGUCAAGUGGUAAUGGCGGUGGAUUGUUCAUCCUAGCUAUGAACAAAACUCACUCCUCUCUUGGGCGAGGUGGAGGGUUAUCUGUUUACUUCAAAGGAGUAGCCAAAAAUAACACUAUUGUCAUCAACAAUUGUGAAUUUAGGCACAAUCAUGCGAAUUGGGGUGGCGGUCUUCUGGUCGAGUUUAAUGACGUCACAGUACAAAACAAAGUGAACGUACACCAAACUUAUUUUUUCAAAAAUCACUGUUAUUUUAAGAUAGCUGGAAAAGGAGCUUCAGGAGGUGGUGUUCGUGUUGAAUCCUCAGUGUUCUACGCUUCCCAAUUUUACCCAACUUUUUCUAGAAAUUCAAUUUCCUUUCAAGAUUGCUCUUUUAAUAAAAACAGAGCUCUUACUGGUGGGGCAAUAUCUCUCUCGUAUCAUCGUCAGCAGUUUUCUCUUUCUGAACAGCUCUUUCACGUGAAUUUAUUGAACUGUUCUUUUACAUUCAACUCAGCUCGUCUUGGUUCAGCUGUAAGCGUUGAGCAUGAACACUUCUAUAGCAAAGGACAAAUAGGAGAAGCAUUCUUCAAGGAUUGUGAAUUUUAUAACAAUACCAUUGUAUAUGAAAAUCAAACUGAUUCAUACAGUGUAGGAAUUGGAGCAGUUUACAUUUCUGAAGUGACAGUGUCAUAUCAAGGAAACGUAAAUUUUGAAGGGAAUAAUGGAACAGCUUUAGCCAUCGUUGGAACAACAGUCUAUUUUCUUGAAAACAGUGUUAUAGUGUUCAAGAAUAACAGGGGCUCGAACGGAGGCGCUAUGUCAUUUCUUGGAGCGGCUGGUGCAGUUUUAAGUCAUAAUACAGAGUUUCUUUUCUUUGACAAUUUUGCAAAGCUUUAUGGUGGAGCCGUCUACAAUAACUAUAUUGGCAAAGAAGACCUUCGAUCUUCCAUUAAAUGUUUUCUACAGUAUUCUGACUCAUUUGCUAACCCUGAAAAGUGGAAGACCAAGUUCACUUUUAGUAAGAAUGUAGCUGGGAAACUUGGACAGUCAAUAUUCUCAUCGACUAUUCUUCCAUGCUCUUGGUCUGAGAAUGUUGAAGCUGAUCUUGAUAUUGCUAAAGAAAUCUUUUGUUGGAAUGCUUCAAUAUGGAUCUAUGAGAACAGUUCAUGUAAGGAGCAGAUCCGCACAUCUCCGAAGACUUUCGACUUAUCUAAUGCCAAGAGUGGUGACAUAUAUCCUGGUCACCAGUUUCAUGUACACAUUAGGACUCUGGACGACUUAAACAAUGAUGUUACUAAAGAAACUAUUUUUACUGGAGCUAUUAGCAACAAUGUUUCUGCUGCGGAAGUUGAUCCAAAGUAUGCAUACAUUGCAGACGGAUACAUUGGUAUCACUGGUGAAGAGAAUCAAACUCUUACCCUUGAACUGAAUGUAGCCAAUACCAGAGAAUGGCAUGUAGAGCUCAAUCUUACAAUGGGGAAAUGUCCAGUUGGAUUUAAGGCACAAAACAUGAAUGGUAACGACAGUUUAACUGCCAAUCUUGCAAAAACUGUUUGCACAUGUAUUAAAGAAGAUGCAUACUCUUUUCAAGGUAACUUGUUGUGCAACGCUUUACACUUAAUGUCACAUAUCCGAAAUGGUUUCUGGAUAGGCCAUAUUCCCGCCGUAAGUAAUGAUUUUCUGGUGAUGGCUUCAACUAUACGACUGUAUAGGAAUGAGACGAAUGACUUCCUUCCUCUUCCUCGAAAAUUAGAGCGUCUAGAUUAUAACCAGUGUUCUCAUCUACACAGCACAGGCCCUUUGUGUGGUGAGUGUGUCGAAAACUAUUCAAUUGCCGUAAAUUCCUACAGUUACGAAUGUGUCCAAUGUAACACCACCGAUUUGAGCGUCAAUAUUGCAUAUUAUAUUUCACUCACAUACGUGCCGUACUUAGUAAUAUUUGUAUUGAUAAUAUUCCUGGACAUUCGACUGAUGAGUGGACCAGCUGUAGGUUUUAUUCUCUAUGCUCAACUGGUUGGAUCAGGUGUGUUUGAUUUCAAUAUUGGUGCUGUAACAUUUUCAAAGCAUGCGAAAGAUCUUCAGUAUGUGCAAAAUGCAUACCGCACAGUUUUUGGAUUAUUCAAUCUUAACUCCUUUUCUUUCCUACUACACCCUUUCUGUGUCAGCAAAACCUUUAGUGCAUUGGAUGUACUUUGCUUGGAUUUAGCCGUUGGUGCAUUUCCUCUAAUUUUAAUCGUUGUGAUUUACAUACUGAUGCCCUUGAAAUCGAUCAAACUGAAGAGAGGUUCUGCUGUACGGCGUGUACGCCAAACUUCAAAACUUGGUACAACACUAGUGCAUUCAUUUGUGGGGUUUAUCUAUCUCUCCUAUACAAAAUUUGCUCUAGCAUCUACUAAACUUCUCUCUACUACUGGUCUCUUAAGAUCUGAUGGGUCCAGUGUACCGGAUAUCAAAUUGGUUUACUACGCUGGUCAAUACGUCUUUGGGCAGAAGGAAUAUAUGUUGCCAUAUGGUGUAGUUGCUAUCAUCGUGUUUGUUACUUUUGCUGUUUUGCUUCCUGUUCUUCUGAUGGGCCCAUUUCAGCUAAUGAAUUGGUUAGCAGAUAAACCUUGUUUCCAGUUUCUAAAUAAAUACUGGCCCACACUGAGAAUUAAUAUCUUCUUAGAUGCAUUUCAAGGGUGUUACAAACCUAACCGUCGAUAUUUUACAGGUGUCUACUUUAUUUUCAGGUUAGUAAUAUUUAUCACAUAUGCUUUAACGGCUAGCGAGCUAUCAGAUAUGAUUUGGAAACAGAUUCUUUGUACACUAAUGUUAGUUAUUGUCGCAAUAUUGCAACCAUAUCGAGUAAACUUCAUUAAUUAUUUGGAUAUUCUUCUGUUUCUGAAUUUGUCGAUCAUAAAUGCGGUGACUAUCAGUCUUUAUUCUUCAUACACUGCAAAUGCACACGGCAGUUACUCGUUUAGUCUGUACCUUUUAUGUGUCGCACUCAUUUGGUUGCCUUUGGUUUUCAUACUUCUAUACGUGUGCUGGCAUCAGCUUAAAAGGUCAAGGAUAUAUAGACACUGCAUUCGCUCGAUCAGACCAUUCGCUCAGUAUGAAGAAAAUGAGAGACAGCCGUUGCUCAGUCCAGUUGUGGCAGGCACACUCAAAUCUGACUCUGACUAUGAUCCGCUCAGUGAUGCAUCUUUAUUCAGUAGAGCCGAAGAAACAAAUCGAUAUCGACCCUCAAGCAGAAAUGUUAUUAGUGUUGAUACCAAUGAUAGUACCAAUGGAACUGCUUCAGUAUAUGGAACUAAUGGGACAACUUCCUCAGGUAUUGUAACUGAUGGAAGUAAAAAUAGUGAGCAUUCCAAUAAUUAUUGAUUUGAUUCUGUAAUAGAGCUCUAAUUAUAGUUUGAUGCUGUAGUUUUCGAAUUAAUAAAGUUUGCAUGGACCAUGCUUAGUAUGGCUUGCACUUUUGUUGUAUAAUUAUAGCUCAUGCAGUAAUUCUAUUUUGAAUUGAAUAGCAGUUAUACUCUUAA
Halichondria panicea is the source of this 4477-nucleotide messenger RNA. RefSeq lists its product as uncharacterized. NCBI's taxonomy places the organism in Eukaryota, Metazoa, Porifera, Demospongiae, Suberitida, Halichondriidae. The coding region runs from base 81 to 4319 and encodes 1412 amino acids. The transcript has 2 exons. The record is from RefSeq and is a predicted model, not a curated record.